AUGGCGUCUUUGCCGCCUCCCCCUCCUCCUCCAGGAUGGGGCGCAGCGCCUCCUUCGAUGCCCAUGGCACCGCCGCCGCCAGGGUACCAACCGCCGGCCGAUCCCACCGUCGCAAAAUUUGCACAGAAGAAGAACGAGUGGCUGCGCACGCAACGCAAUCGCUUCGGCGAGAAGAGAAAGGGAGGUUUCGUCGAGACGCAAAAGGCGGACAUGCCGCCAGAGCAUCUGCGCAAAAUCGUGAGGGAUAUCGGUGAUGUUUCGCAGAAGAAAUUCGCCAACGAGAAGCGCAGCUAUCUCGGCGCGCUUAAGUUCAUGCCCCACGCGGUGCUCAAGCUUCUGGAGAACAUGCCCAUGCCCUGGGAGUCUGCAAGGGAAGUCAAGGUGUUGUAUCACGUCAACGGGUGCCUCACCUUGGUGAACGAGACCCCACGCGUCAUCGAACCCGUCUUCCACGCGCAGUGGGCGACGAUGUGGAUGUGCAUGCGUCGAGAGAAGAGCGAUCGCCGACACUUUAAACGCAUGCGCUUCCCCCCUUCGACGAUGAAGAACCGCCGCUCUCCUGGUCAGAGAAUAUCGAGGAUGUUGAGCCCCUCGAACCCAUCCAGAUGGAGCUCGAUGAAUCUGAAGAUGCCCCCGUGUACGAAUGGUUCUACGACCACCGUCCGCUCCUUGAUACCCCCCACGUCGGUGGCCCAAGCUACAAGAAGUGGAAUUUGUCUCUUCCUCAGAUGGCAACCCUGUACCGACUGA
Molecule: messenger RNA, 750 nt
Organism: Penicillium lagena
Lineage: Eukaryota; Fungi; Ascomycota; Eurotiomycetes; Eurotiales; Aspergillaceae
Exons: 1
Coding region: 1-750 (249 amino acids)
Biological process (GO): mRNA splicing, via spliceosome; spliceosomal tri-snRNP complex assembly
Cellular component (GO): catalytic step 2 spliceosome; U5 snRNP
Molecular function (GO): U1 snRNA binding; U5 snRNA binding; U2 snRNA binding
Source: RefSeq, a predicted model, not a curated record